GCUAAAGGAUUGUUUAACAAGGUUAUUGGCCAGAGUGGUUCAGUUGCAUUUGCUGAAGUGGUUAAGCCUCCAGAAAUACAGAUUGCUAGUGUGAAGGCUCUAGCCACUUUGACAGGUUGUGAAUCAGAAAACACAGAUGAGGUGUUAGAUUGCUUGAGAACCAAGCCUUAUAUGGACUUAGUAAAACCAGCACCACUAAAAGAGGAUGAUCCACCACCCAUUUUGAUGUGGACCCCUAUAUCAGGAGAUUCAUUCUUCCCCAAACACCCAAUGGAACUUUUGGAAGAUGAAGAUACUCACAAGCAACUCAAAGGAAUAAAGUUCAUAUUUGGAGUUAAUGACAUUGAAGCCUACAUGUUGACAAAAGCUGAUCUAUUCAUGAGAACAUUUUCUUCUGAAAAAACAUUGACGAACUUGAAAAAUGAUGUACAGAUGCUGCUGAUGAUGUUCUUACAUACACCCCCUCCAAGUGAAGACAAUAAAGCAAUGUAUGAUGGAAUCAUAGAUGCCCUGCUUGAUCACUACCUCAAAGUAUCUGACCCUACAGAGGAAGAUUUGAUUGUGACAGCAGCAAGAAUUGGUGGAGGUAUAUUGCUGCAAGCUCCACCAAUAAGAACUGCAAACAAGUUUAGAGAAAUAGGUGCAGAUGUUAAGUUUUAUGUGCUGAAUAAAGGGCCAAGUCACUUCAUGAACUUCAGACCAAGUUUCAUAGAAACAGACCACGGUGAUGAUUUAUUCUUCUGCUUUGGCUUAAGCCAUACUAUCAAUUCAGAACCAAUGUUCAGUAAUGUUACUUGGAAUGAAGAGGAUAUUCGUAUGGAAGACUUGUUUGUAAACUAUUGGCUCAACUUUGCUAAGACUGGUGACCCAAAUGGCCCUAACCUACC
This is a messenger RNA of Owenia fusiformis, 887 nucleotides long. Lineage: Eukaryota; Metazoa; Annelida; Polychaeta; Sabellida; Oweniidae. The record is from the annotation of a GenBank genome assembly.